GGGGCGGCGGGCGGCGGGAGCCGGGCAGGACCUGCAGGACCCGCGCGGCUGCGGCAGGAGCGCCUCGGGCGCGGGGAGCUGGUAACUCCUGCCCCUUCUGGAUACCCAUAAUUAAACUCCACACCUCUGCAUCUGUGGAGAAGACACCUCCGAACAAUUCUGUGACAACCAAAGAGCAGAUUUUCCUAGGAUGGAAAACAGAAAAGAUAUCACAAACCAAGAGGAACUCUGUGAAAUGAAGGCAAGGGAGAAGAUGGAAGAACAUGAUCACUUGACAAAGGACUCCAGAGAUAGCAACAGCCCAAAGACACCUGACCUGUUUCAUUUACAUCAAAUGACUGGCUUCGAUGGCUUUGAGUGCCCUGUAGGCCUAAAGCACAGACAGGAGUUCUUUCCACAAUGGCGGCUGCCCAUCAAGAUGGCAGCCAUCAUAGCCCUCCUAACCUUCCUUUAUACUUGCCUGAGGGACGUCAUCCACCCCUUUGUAAUGACUGGAGCGCACUUUUUCUAUAAGAUUCCAAUCCUGGUCAUCAACAAAGUUUUGCCAGUGGUCUCCAUCACUCUCUUGGCUCUGGUUUAUUUGCCCGGAAUCAUCGCAGCGGCUUUCCAGCUUCGUAACGGAACCAAGUAUAAGAGAUUUCCAGAUUGGUUGAACAAGUGGAUGCUGGCAAGGAAGCAGUUUGGACUUCUCAGUUUCUUUUUUGCCUCACUGCACGCUAUUUACAGUUUAUCCUAUCCGAUGAGGAGGUCGUACAGAUACAAACUGCUAAACUGGGCCUAUAAACAGGUCCAACAGAAUAAAGAAGAUGCUUGGGUGGAGCAUGAUGUUUGGAGAAUGGAAAUUUAUGUAUCUCUAGGAAUUGUGGGGCUUGCUUUGUUGGCCCUAUUGGCAGUGACCUCCAUUCCAUCCGUCAGCAACUCCCUGACCUGGAGAGAAUUUCACUAUAUUCAGUGCUGAAUAAAUGCCAACUGGAUCCAUUCCUAUAAGAGUUCAUCAGAAAUACAGUCAUCCAGAAUAACUGAACAUUCCACUAUCAGGAAGCUGCAGUUGUCGAGGUCAAGUAGUGUUUCAAAAGAAGGGAGAGGUGAAGGAAAGAUUGAAAAAAGGAAGGAAAAUAGGAGAAAUGAGAGCACGCUACAUUGGAAAAAGGACUGACUCUAGAGAGAACCUAUAUUUGAACCUGGGCUCAUCAAUUACCACCAUUGGGAAAGUCCCUUAAUUUUGCCUCGUUUCAGUUUUCUCAUCAAUAAAAUAAAGGGAUAGAACCAGUUGGCUUCUGAGGUCCCUUCCAAGUAUAUUCCAAGUAUACAUGUGAACUGUAUGAGGAAGUCUUCAAAUAGAGCUGAACAACCUCGGUCUGCCUUUUUGUAAGAGCCCUGCAGAAAAAUUGGGUCCAAAUUUUGUGAUACUGGACAAAUUAUUUGUCUUCAUCUGUAAAAAUUUUUUAUCCCUGAAUAAAUAAAUGUCACAUGAACUCAUUAUCCUGCCUGAUAAAUAAGUGAUUAAAAAAGACUAAGUCAUCCAAAGGAAUGGAACAUUUCACUGUUGGGUUCCUACAAAGUUUUAGAGAUCAAGAAAUGGUUAAAAAAAAAAAGGAGGGAAAGACAGAAAAUUAUACUAGUAUUCUAGUUUAUGUCUAAAGUCUCUUUUAUCCUAGUAACAUUUUAUAAUUGUAUAAUUCAGAUAAAACUAAAACAUCCUUUUAAAGAUUAAGCUAUGUGUCUUGGUCACUGUUGAAUGACAUUUUUAGUUUUCAUCUGGAUCCUAAAUUCACAUAGGAUUGUCGAGCUAAAAGGAAUUUUAGGCCUAAUCUAAUCCAUUUUAUCAGUGAUGAAACUGAGGACUACUGAACCAAUUUGUCCAAGAUCAUCCAGUUGGUUGAUAGUAGAGUAAGCUUCAAAAACUAGUCUCCCGGCUCCAAAAAGAGUGUUCUUUCUACUCUGUGAUGGUGGGACUGGCUAUGAAGAUGUCUGUCAAGCUGACAUCUUUAUUCCAUCAGCAAAAUGACAAGAACACAACAAACUUGAUUGCUGUGACUGUCUCCAGCAUUGAUUCAGAUCAGGAUAGCCAAACUGAUCUUGAUUGAUUAAUCUUCCACCUGAGCAGCUGGAAGCAGGAGAUAACUCACUAUACGGGGUAAUUUGAAACCAAACUGGAUUCUCUCCCACCCAAACCCUUAUAGUUCCUGAGAUUUCACUCCUGGUGAUCUUUAAAAAGUUUUUGGUAUAUAGGAAGUCUCUGUUAAAAUGAAAUUAUCUCCAGAAAAAACAUGCUCAGUUAUACCUAUAUUGGAAACUGAAUAUUCUUUGAAACUGGCACAGAUUUCCAAAUUGUGGACAUUUGUGGCAAAUGAGAUCUGUUGUACCCUUCUUGAAUAAAAGGGCCUUUUAAGAAAUAUAACAUUUUUCCUCAGCCAGUAAUUUUCCAAGUCCUCCCUGCAAUAUUAUGAUUUCCUUCAUUUUGAAAGUCCUGUAAGUACUUUAUACCUCUUAGAUACAUUGUCAUUUCUAGCAGUAUAAAAUUUCUCAACCAAAAUGACUUUACUUUAAAAAGUAAAAUUAAGAGAAUUCACUAAUCUUUAAUAAAAAUUUAUUAAGAUAUGAGAAGCUUCAACAAACAUCAAUGAAGGGGCCUCUAUUUGCAGAGCACUGUGCUAAGCAUUUGGAAAAGAUACAAAGAUAACAAGGUCUCUGACUCAUAAUCUGAGUUCUUAAUAAAUGACCAGAUAUGUACACAAGUCAUUAAAAACUGUUCAAUGGCUAUCUAUUCUGGUACCAAUAAUGAGUUUUUUUGUGCUAUACCUUGAUUUAUGGCAAUAAUGAAAGGUAAGUUCAAUUCCUCUAUGUUUGACCAUUAAUGAUUAACUAUCAUUGUACCUAUUUUUGCUGGACUAAUUUUUUUCCCCCUCUUCCC
Sarcophilus harrisii (Tasmanian devil) is the source of this 2914-nucleotide messenger RNA. It is a transcript of the gene STEAP1, whose product is annotated as STEAP family member 1. Lineage: Eukaryota; Metazoa; Chordata; Mammalia; Dasyuromorphia; Dasyuridae. The record is from RefSeq and is a predicted model, not a curated record. The transcript is spliced from 6 exons. Bases 191 to 958 code for a protein of 255 amino acids. Gene Ontology annotation, cellular component: endosome; plasma membrane.